CCCAUGUGGCUUUGUUGUUCAGCACGAGCGGUGUAAAAUAGCGCCGCUGGAACAUUUAGUACUCACGGUGGAAGAAGGCGGGUCGGGCUUCCUCCCCGGCAGCAGCAGCGGCAGCAGCAGCAGCAGCGCGGCGCCCUUAAAGCGCCACGGAAACAUGUUGCACUUGUCCACAUUUGUGUAAAGUUCCUUGCGGAUUAUACAGUCAAGCGCAUGAGACAGACCGGAAACAAAAGCGAAAUAUUGGGAACAAGGGCCUGUCUUGAGGAGAUGGCCAAAUCUCAGGAUGUGUGUCCAACUGCCCAGUCUCUUAUUGCCCUAUUCGCCUCACAGGGUUUAGACAUCACUCCAAACAAAGACCGGGGAGUGUGCAAGAUUGUGAAGCGGCAUGGUACAGAGGGAGAGAAGCCUAUGAUUGGGGACAAGGUGCAUGUCCACUACACUGGAAAAUUGCUUAAUGGGAAGAAGUUUGACUCCAGUUUUGACCAUAAGGAGCCUUUUGUCUUCAACGUAGGCAAAGGUCAGGUGAUCAAAGCAUGGGAUAUUGGUGUGUGCUCCAUGCAGAAAGGAGAGGUGUGUCUGCUGAUGUGUAAGCCAGAAUAUGCCUAUGGCUCUGUUGGCAGCCCCCCAAAGAUCCCUCCAAACUCUACACUAUUGUUUGAGGUAGAGCUGUUGAGCUUUAGAGGGGAGGAGCUUACAGAGGAUGGUGGAAUCUUAAGGAGAAUAAAGGUCAAAGGGGAAGGCUACAGUAAUCCUAAUGAAGGAGCCACAGUUCAUGUGCACUUGGAGGGAAGGUGUUGUGGCCGUUUAUUUGAUUCACGGGACGUCACAUUUGUGGUGGGAGAAUCUGAGGACAUGGGUGUUCCUCUGGGAGUGGAUCGGGCCAUGGAGAAGAUGCAGAAAGGGGAAUGUUGUCUACUAUACUUAAAACCCAAAUAUGGCUAUGGUAAAGAAGGAAAACCAGAAUUGGACAUUGGACCAAAUGCAGAACUUUUGUAUGAAGUGACACUCAAAGAUUUUCAAAAGGCCAAAGAAUCCUGGGAAAUGGACUUGAGCGAGAAACUAGAGCAAGCAGUUUUGGUCAAACAGAAGGGAACACAGUACUUCAAGGCUGGGCGAUACUACCAGGCUGUCAUUCAGUAUCAGCGUAUUGUAACAUGGCUGGAGAUGGAGUGUGGGGUUGGAAAGGAGCAACAGCAGGCCAUUCAGGCCCUCCUGCUUGUUGCCCAUUUAAACCUGGCUCUGUGUUACUUACGCCUCCGGGAGUACUCUCAAACUGUGGAAAGCUGCAACAAGGUGAUGGAGCUGGACUCUGCGAAUGAGAAGGCGCUGUAUCGGCGCGGAGAGGCUCAUCUGUUGAGGAAUGAAUUCAGUCUGGCCCUAGUGGACUUCCGGCAAGUUCUUCAGGUCAAUCCCACCAACCGUGCAGCCCAUUGCCAGAUCGCUGUCUGCCAACGCAAGAUACGUGAACACCAUGAGCGUGAUAAAAAGAUCUAUGCCAACAUGUUCCAGAGGUUUGCUGAACAUGAUGCCAAGGUGAGCCGAUUAAAAAGGAGUAAAGAAGAUUGUGGAGUGCUAGAUCAAAACUGCAAGGCUAUGAAGAGGCCACGGAGGAGUCAGGACUGCCCCUAAUGGUCCACAGUCCUCCCCACAAUGCCUGUAAAGCUGUGCAGAUGCAGGCUGGUUCUGACUUUAUGUACUUUGUGCUGAGUGCAGUACCGAUACGCAUGGACAGCCCCUUUUCACACACCGUGACAUGACUGCUAUCUCUCAGAACCCAAAAGACGAAGGCUCGGAAAAGACUAAGUAUAAGAGCAAGGGUCUCUGAAGAAGUUAUAAACUUAAAUGGCAUUCCAACAGACAAAAUGCACACAUGACCACUGGUAUUCAACAUCUAACCUCCAUCACAUACAUCGUGAUCCAAAAGUCUAAGACCACACUGAAUAUCUGGGAUUUUUUUUACAUUUAAAAUUGGAGUAAUAAACAGAAAUAUUCAAAACAAACAAAGUAAGUGUUCAAUAUCUUGAAUAUUUAACAUUAACAUUUAAAUAAUAUCCCUAUUUAAAUGUAAGCCAAUUUGUGAUAUUGACCAUGUUAUCUGCUUUGUACAAAAGCUCAGAUUUUCCUCAUGCAUAAUCUCUUCUGUUGAACCAUGUGUUCAGACGACACUCUGAUGGAUUUUAUCUAAAAUGGAUCAUAAGGUUUUGCACAAACUUGUAGAGUCCAUGCCAGCCUGAGUGCCCAAUGUCAUUAAAGCAAAAACGGGACAUAACAAAUACUAAGAAACUCUGAAAUUCAUGUCAGUAUUCCAAAGAUUCUGCCCUUCAUUCAAGCUGUUGUCAAUAAUAUAAUUGUAAUCACUGUAUGAAAUUAGAAAAGAAUGCAAAAUAUAAGUAUUUUCACUAGUGGUCUCAGACUAUUGGACCCCACUGUACAUCUGAACCUAGCAAGGCAUUUGUAUAAUGUAAAGAUCACUGAUAAGAAUAAAAGUUGGUACUGUAUAAUGUGUAUUCUGUAAUGUGGUAAAACAUUAGUGGCUUUGAAUGAUUUCAAUAUUAGUCUUGAGAUAGAUGUUGUGGGGAGGUUUGUCAGCAUGUUUAGACAGUUAACUACAUUGUAUAGCUGGACUCAAAUACUGUACUGCCUGUCUAGCCAGCUUUAUCUUUCCUAAUCAGUUGACACAAAAUGCAACCUUCCCUAUGGGAACAUGGACUAGUGACUAUCUGGCCAACUGAAAGGCCGUGACUUUAACCUUUUUUUUUUUUUUUGCACACUCCCUGUUCAAUGAAUAAAAUGUCUGAAAGUC
Molecule: messenger RNA, 2803 nt
Organism: Pangasianodon hypophthalmus (striped catfish)
Lineage: Eukaryota; Metazoa; Chordata; Actinopteri; Siluriformes; Pangasiidae
Gene: fkbp5
Product: FKBP prolyl isomerase 5
Exons: 11
Coding region: 211-1629 (472 amino acids)
Molecular function (GO): peptidyl-prolyl cis-trans isomerase activity; protein binding
Source: RefSeq, a predicted model, not a curated record